GCCGACAAGGUGGCGAGCGCGUUGGACGGCCAGCUGAGCGACCUUGAGAAUUUCUUGAUGGCCAGCGAGAUCCAGCUUCAGGAGAGCAUCGAAGAGGCGACCUCGGACUUCGAUGGCAAGAUCAACGAGAUCAUCAAGGCCAUGACAGAAAAGGCGACCGA
Prorocentrum cordatum is the source of this 161-nucleotide messenger RNA. The record is from the annotation of a GenBank genome assembly. NCBI's taxonomy places the organism in Eukaryota, Dinophyceae, Prorocentrales, Prorocentraceae.